Molecule: messenger RNA, 2413 nt
Organism: Alligator sinensis (Chinese alligator)
Lineage: Eukaryota; Metazoa; Chordata; Crocodylia; Alligatoridae
Product: ankyrin-2-like
Exons: 19
Biological process (GO): regulation of cardiac muscle contraction; protein localization to T-tubule
Cellular component (GO): T-tubule
Molecular function (GO): protein binding
Source: RefSeq, a predicted model, not a curated record
GGGAGCAGGGCAUAGGACCAUCCUUCUGGACUAAGUCAUCUGAUCUUUUUGGAGCACUGGGCACAGAGCGAGGACAAACCCACUUGUAGGAAUUAAUAGAAGAACUGAUAUGGGUAAUGCACCAAUUUGCCAGUCUUGUCACUCGGACAAGGGUGUAAGAGCACAAGGGAACAUACAGGAUACGGAUAAGAUUCCUGAUUACUAUGGGUACAACAAUGAGGAAAGCAAAGAUCCUGAAGCUGUGUCCGACAGCAAUGCAAGCUUUCUCCGAGCUGCCAGAGCUGGCAAUUUGGACAAAGUAGUGGAGUAUCUGAAGAGCGGAAUAGACAUCAACACAUGUAAUCAGAAUGGACUCAAUGCUCUACACCUGGCUGCCAAAGAAGGUCAUGUGGGACUGGUACAGGCAUUACUGGAAAAAGGGUCAUCAGUGAAUUCUGCUACAAAGAAAGGGAAUACAGCCCUGCACAUUGCAUCCUUGGCUGGACAGGCUGAAGUUGUCAAAGUCCUGCUUAAAGAAGGGGCCACUAUCAAUGCACAGUCUCAGAAUGGUUUCACUCCUUUAUACAUGGCAGCUCAAGAGAAUCACAUUGAAGUAGUGAAAUAUCUGCUAGAAAAUGGAGCCAACCAGAGCACCGCUACUGAGGACGGCUUCACUCCACUAGCUGUUGCACUGCAGCAGGGACACAAUCAGGCAGUGGCCAUUCUUCUGGAAAAUGACACCAAGGGGAAAGUGAGGCUGCCAGCUUUACAUAUUGCUGCCAGAAAAGAUGAUACCAAGUCAGCAGCUCUCCUUCUGCAGAAUGACCACAAUGCUGAUGUCCAGUCCAAGAGUGGCUUCACACCUUUACACAUAGCUGCACACUAUGGAAACGUCAAUGUCGCAACACUUUUGCUCAACAGAGGAGCUGCAGUGGACUUCACAGCCAGGAAUGGAAUCACCCCACUGCAUGUGGCUUCCAAAAGGGGAAACACAAACAUGGUGAAGCUCUUGUUGGAUCGUGGAGGGCAGAUCGAUGCCAAAACCAGGGAUGGACUUACUCCACUCCACUGUGCUGCACGAAGUGGGCAUGAUCAAGUUGUAGAGCUUCUUCUGGAACGAGGUGCUCCACUGCUUGCAAGGACGAAGAAUGGACUCUCUCCACUUCACAUGGCUGCCCAGGGUGAUCACGUGGAAUGUGUCAAACAUCUACUGCAGCACAAAGCUCCUGUUGAUGAUGUCACACUCGAUUAUCUUACAGCUCUACAUGUUGCUGCACACUGUGGCCAUUACCGUGUCACCAAACUACUCCUGGACAAGAGAGCAAAUCCCAAUGCUCGUGCUCUGAAUGGUUUUACUCCACUGCACAUUGCCUGCAAGAAAAACCGCAUCAAAGUCAUGGAACUCCUGGUGAAAUAUGGGGCUUCAAUCCAGGCAAUAACAGAGUCUGGCCUCACACCAAUACAUGUGGCUGCAUUUAUGGGCCACUUGAACAUAGUCCUCCUUCUGCUGCAGAAUGGAGCCUCUCCAGAUGUCACUAACAUUCGUGGGGAAACUGCACUGCACAUGGCUGCGCGUGCUGGGCAAGUGGAAGUGGUCCGCUGCCUCCUGAGAAAUGGUGCCCUUGUCGAUGCCCGAGCCAGGGAGGAACAGACUCCACUGCAUAUUGCCUCUCGCUUGGGUAAAACAGAGAUUGUCCAACUGCUGCUACAGCACAUGGCUCAUCCUGAUGCAGCAACCACGAAUGGAUAUACCCCACUGCACAUUUCUGCUAGAGAGGGGCAAGUUGAUGUAGCCUCAGUUCUCUUGGAGGCAGGUGCCUUACAUUCUUUGGCCACCAAGAAGGGAUUCACACCACUGCAUGUGGCAGCCAAAUAUGGAAGUCUAGAUGUGGCAAAGCUCCUCUUACAGCGUCGUGCUUCUCCUGAUUCAGCUGGGAAGAACGGCCUCACCCCUCUCCAUGUUGCUGCUCACUAUGACAACCAGAAGGUGGCGCUGCUGUUGCUGGAGAAAGGUGCCUCUCCCCAUGCUACUGCGAAGAAUGGAUACACCCCUCUCCACAUUGCUGCCAAGAAGAAUCAGAUGCAGAUAGCCACUACUCUGUUGAGCUAUGGAGCAGAGACCAACAUUUUGACCAAGCAGGGAGUGACCCCACUUCAUCUGGCUUCUCAAGAGGGCCAUGCUGACAUGGUGACCCUGCUCCUGGAGAAAGGAUCCAAUAUCCAUGUAGCAACAAAGACUGGACUGACAUCUUUACACCUUGCUGCACAGGAGGAUAAAGUGAAUGUAGCUGAUAUACUGACAAAGCAGGGAGCAAACCAGGAUGCUCAGACAAAGCUGGGUUACACUCCUUUAAUUGUAGCUUGUCACUAUGGAAACAUCAAGAUGGUGAAUUUCCUUCUCAAGCAGGGAGCCAAUGUCAACGCUAAAACAAAG